This is a messenger RNA of Rhododendron vialii, 1843 nucleotides long. Its product is annotated as probable amino acid permease 7. Lineage: Eukaryota; Viridiplantae; Streptophyta; Magnoliopsida; Ericales; Ericaceae. Bases 396 to 1754 code for a protein of 452 amino acids. The record is from RefSeq and is a predicted model, not a curated record. Gene Ontology annotation, cellular component: plasma membrane. The transcript is spliced from 7 exons.
ACUUUCGGUAGUCAUAGUACUUUCUAUGUAUUGCUUUAGACUCUUGGAAUUUUUGGAGUGAGAAAAAGGUAUAAAGGUAUAACAACUAAGAUCCAAAGACUAUCUUCCAAAUAGUUCAUUUGGAUUGUGCAUUUUGGCGAGAAAAUGAAGGGAGAAGUACAAAAAAAAAACUUCUCUUUUUGAGUGGCUCUUCUCAUUUCUCACCAAAUCUCACCAAAAAUGAUGAGUUUUGAUGAGAAAGGCCUCCCCUUUCUUUUGCCAUCCUUUCUCACAAUCCAAAGGGCUGGUGGACCAGAGGAAUCCAAAUUCUCAUCAAGCUUUUAUAGGCCACUAGGGAGAGAGAAAAAUCAUUGGUAGUAUUGGUGAGGGAGAAGAAGAUCAACACCCUCCCAUUAAUGACAAACUUCAGAGAUAUUGAUCCUGAGCAGAAUUUCAAAAGAACUGGGACAAUAUGGACUGCAAUGGCGCACAUAAUAACUGGAGUAAUAGGGGCAGGAGUGCUGUCCCUAGCAUGGAGCACGGCUCAGCUCGGGUGGGUCGCCGGACCACUGAUGAUGGUGGUCUUUGCAGCCAUCACCAUUGUUUCUGCAAACCUUCUAUGUGACUGCUACAGAUCUCCUGAUCCUGAAUGUGGGCCCACCAGGAACCGGUCCUACGUGGAUGCUGUUCAGUUGUAUUUGGGAGAGAAACACAAAAAAAUAUGCGCAGUGUUUUUGUAUGAGAGCUUGUAUGGGUGUGCAGUUGCAUAUGUCAUAACAGCCGCUGCAAGUGUGAAAGCAAUUGAGAAAUCAAAUUGUUACCACAAAGAAGGGCACGAGGCAUCAUGCAGCUAUGGGGAUACUAUUUUCAUGCUGCUAUUUGGGGGUGUUCAAAUUAUAGUAUCUCAGAUACCAGAUUUUCAUAACAUGGCAUGGCUCUCAGUUGUUGCAGCAAUCAUGUCCUUCUCUUACUCUUCCAUAGGACUGGGAUUAGGCUUUGCAAAAGUAAUUGAAAAUAGGGAGAUCAAGGGGAGCAUUGUAGGAGUCACAGCUGACAGUAUAGCUGACAAAGUAUGGUUGGUCCUUCAGGCAGUCGGGGAUAUUGCUUUUGCCUACCCAUAUACAGUCAUUCUUCUAGAAAUUCAGGAUACACUGAAGUCACCUCCGCCGGAAAGAGAGACAAUGAAGAAGGCCUCCACGUCUGCAAUAUUCAUUACCACCUUCUUCUACCUCUGCUGCGGAUGCUUUGGGUAUGCAGCCUUCGGGAAUGACACGCCAGGGAAUCUCUUGACAGGAUUCGGGUUCUAUGAGCCUUACUGGCUCGUUGAUUUUGCCAAUGCUUGCAUUGUUCUACACCUGGUCGGAGGAUAUCAGGUUUUCAGCCAGCCAGUUUUUGCAUUAGUGGAAGGAUGGUUCAGUUGGAAGUUCCCAAACAGUGGAUUUGUGAACAAUUUCUACUCCUUUAAACUCCCAUUGAUUCCAGCAUUCCAGUUGAACCCUCUCAGGCUAUGUUUUAGGACUACCUAUGUUAUAUCAACCACUGUAAUUGCAAUGAUCUUUCCUUACUUCAACCAAGUUUUGGGGGUGUUGGGGGCACUCAACUUUUGGCCACUGGCAAUAUAUUUCCCAGUGAAAAUGUACUUUGUGCAGAAGAAGAUUGGAGCUUGGACAACUAAAUGGGUUGUUCUUCAAACUUUCAGCAUUGUUUGCUUGAUUGUGUCAAUAUUGGCCUUAAUUGGUUCGGUUGAAGGACUUAUUAGUGCUAAAUGGGGCUAAAAAGUACAGUACGAAGUCUCACAAAUGGGAAUGGAAGUCCUGUGGGGUUUUUUUCCCUGAAAAAAUAUCAAUGACAUUAUAUAUAGCUG